Molecule: messenger RNA, 1356 nt
Organism: Cercopithifilaria johnstoni
Lineage: Eukaryota; Metazoa; Nematoda; Chromadorea; Rhabditida; Onchocercidae
Source: the annotation of a GenBank genome assembly
AUGAUUGGAGCGCAUCGAAUUGUAUCAGUUGUAGUGAAUGAUUUCGAAAGAUUUUGUUGCGCAUUGGAUGGUUUCCAAAAUCAACCAUAUGAUCGGAGAACUUCACUAACAAUUAUUGCUCCUGUUAAGUGCUGCCGUCGGAAAAUGUCAACUUUAUUUAGUGGAAACAUCAAUUUCAGUUCAAUUGAGUUGAAUUCUGUGAAUGUUGGAUUACAUACCCGUUGCAUAUUCAAAUAUGGUUACGAUAAAGUGAAUGGUGUUUAUAUGGGACGUGAAUUAGCAAAGCGCUAUCGAGGACACGAUCGAAUGGUUGCUAUAGAUAGUGUCAGGAGUGAAGAAAUUCGUCCACAUGAUGAAGCUAAUCGUGAUGCCAAUCAAAUACAGCUAUCAGAAUAUGGCGGUGGCCGGAUGCAGAAUUAUCACAUCCAGACCGACUCUCAGCUUGCUGCCGAGGGAAUCGCAAGAAAAAUUAGCAGCAGCUUAUCAAAUUGGCGUAUAGAGGAUUUGCUAGGAGGACAGUCAAUGCUCAACGCAGAUAGUAUACAGAAUGCACAGGCGUGGAUCACCAACGAUAACAGUUUAAGCCCGGCACAAGUAGUACGCGCUCGUGAACUUCUUCAAGAAUUGCUGAUUACAAUCACGACAAAACCAGAUGGGAGAAAUGUUCCUGCUGCGAUGCGGCGGUCUAUUUAUAUCGCAGAAAGUAGUUUUCCAGAAGAUACGCCGUCAAAUUUCGUAGCUGGUCGUCGGAUUUCUGAUUAUACCUCGUCACGAAGUUUUUCUCAGCAUAACACCCAAUCUCCAUUACGGAGUGAUACUUCAGUACUUGGACGAGAACUGCCGGUUAUUCAGAAUUCCUUGCCUCUCAGUGUACCAUUAACACUUUCGGCGCAAAAUUGGCGUGACGAUUCUAUAACGUUGUAUUCUGAUUCCGGUCAAAUGCCUAUGAGUUCCCGAGAAAUAUCCAAAAAUCCCGAUUUUCGUUGUGGCUUACGAAAUGAAUAUCCAACACCACGUGUGGAAAACGCUGAAUUGAUAGGAAGCAAUGCUAGAAAACACGAUGCGAUUCUUUUAGGAUCGGAAAAGCGAAGACCACACUAUCAGGACCGUCGUCGAAUAUCUCGGUCUAGAAGUCGUAGCUUAGAACAAGAUUGCGACACUGGCAUUGGAGAACGGCGGGUACAUAUGAAAUCUCGAGGUUUUAUUAGCGUUGAAAUAAAUCAUCCACAGAAAGCAUCUCGCAGGAACUACCUAUCAUAUGAGAUAAAUCGCAGCCGUCACAGAGAAAAUAGAGAUGACAGAAGUUUACGUCGUUCAUCAUCUCUUACGCGCGCUGUGGGAAGACAUAGAAGAUAA